Molecule: messenger RNA, 5854 nt
Organism: Leptidea sinapis
Lineage: Eukaryota; Metazoa; Arthropoda; Insecta; Lepidoptera; Pieridae
Gene: Klp31E
Product: kinesin-like protein KIF21A
Exons: 29
Coding region: 321-4715 (1464 amino acids)
Biological process (GO): mitotic spindle organization; microtubule-based movement
Molecular function (GO): microtubule binding; ATP binding; microtubule motor activity
Source: RefSeq, a predicted model, not a curated record
UCAAUCAGGUGGUUGUGUAUUUAAUUAAUUUCGCUGUCAAUAAUUUAUUGCUAGCGGAAUGUGAUUGUCGUGUAUUAUCUGAUCCCUUUAUUUACAAACAUAACUUUAUACAACGUGAUAAAAAUGUGGUGAUAAAGUUCAUAAUAAAUUUGUUUAAGUUCGGAUUGUCGCAUUUUAUUAGUAUUGUUUCAACGGUGAAAGAUGGAUGUUAAAUCUAAGUUUAAUGUGUCUAUUUAGCGUAUCUUUCGUGCCGGAAAUCAAAAGAAAACGAUGUUCUGAAGAUAAAAGCUUUUUCACGUGUUUUAAAUAUAAAUGCAACAAUGUCAAGUGACGAAUCCAGUGUCAGAGUUGCAGUCAGGAUCCGGCCGCAGACUCCUGGCGAGGUUCUCGACGGAUGCGGCAUAUGCGCGCGCGCAGGCGGCGUCGCGGGGGAGGGGGGAGUAGCCCUGGGGUCGGAGCGAGCCUUCACCUUCGACUACGCCUUCGAGCCGUCGGCCUGGCAACAGGAGGUGUACGAGACCUGCGUCAGCAAGCUCGUGGAGUCAGCCCUCGACGGAUACAAUGCCACUGUGCUGGCUUAUGGACAGACUGGCUCCGGCAAGACAUACACGAUGGGCAGCGGUUGGGAGGGAGAGGGCGAUGUCGACGAAGACAAACGAGGCAUCAUCCCCCGCGCGAUCCGCGACCUUUUCUCCGGGGCCGAGCAGAAGGCCGAAGAUGCAAGGAACAAAGGACUGCUGCCUCCCGAAUUCUCUGUGCAAGCGCAGUUCAUCGAGCUGUACAACGAGGACAUAGUCGAUCUGCUGGAUCCAGCCAAGGAUCCUUAUGCUAAGAGUAGUCUAAGAAUAACAGAAGAUGGCUGCGGCGGGGUGAGAAUAGUGGGCGCUUCCACCCGGCCGGUAAGGGGUAUAAAGGAGGCCCUCGGAGCACUCAGAGCUGGUGCACUCGCGAGGACUACAGCGGCCACCAACAUGAACUCGUCAUCGUCCAGGUCCCAUGCCGUGUUCACCCUGAUGAUGAGGCAGAGGAGACUCGCGGCCGAUCACGAUGCUGUAGACAGGGAAACGGACGGGGAAACGCCGGAGCAGUAUGAGACCUUGACGGCCAAAUUCCAUUUUGUAGAUUUGGCGGGCUCAGAGAGAUUGAAGAGGACAGGAGCGACUGGUGAAAGAGCGCGCGAAGGCAUAUCAAUAAACUGCGGGCUGUUAGCGCUGGGAAACGUCAUAUCGGCAUUAGGUGACAAAUCUAAGAGGGUACUCCAUGUUCCUUACCGAGACUCAAAACUGACAAGGCUUCUGCAGGACUCUCUUGGAGGCAACAGUAAUACUGUGAUGAUAGCGUGCGUAUCGCCAAGCGAUCGGGACUUCAUGGAGACGUUGAACACGUUGAAGUACGCGAACAGAGCCCGCAACAUCAAGAACCGGUGUGUUGUCAACCAGGACCUGACCUCCAGGACCAUACACCAGCUGAGGCAGGAAGUUGCCAGGCUGCAGUUGGAGCUGGCUGAGUAUAAACAGGGCAAACGCGUGAUAUCAGAGAACGGCGAAGAAGGUUGGAGCGACGUGGUACAAGAGAACGCGAUACUCAACAGCGAAGUGGAGUCUCUGAGACGGAGAGUGAAAGCGAUGCAGGGCACCAUCGAGCAGCUGUCUGCGAGGAACAGUGAGCUCCUGGCUGAGAAGGCGCUCGGGGCCUGGGCGCCGAAGGACGGCAGUCCUGACGCGUCCGAUUGUUCGCUCACUGCUUUAGUGCAGGGCUACGUGUCUGAAAUCGAAGAUCUACGCGCUCAGCUGAUGGAAGCGAACGCUAUGUACGAGGCGAGCAGGCGCAGGGAGACACAAGUGAGAACCAGGCACGACUCCUCCUUGCUGGACACCUCCUCCAUCAUUGAUGAUGCCAAGAGGGAACUGUACAAGGAAAAAGAGCUUCUGGCGCGCAGCAUGGGAGAAUUGGAGUUCCAGCGUAAAUUGACCGAGAGCUCGACUACCAUAGGGGAGAGGGAACGUGCUGAAGGGGAGAGCGCUGGAGACUCCGACCCCUCUGACUCCGAAGACAGUGACUCUGAAGAUGACGAGGCUAAAGGUCAAAGGCUACUCAGUGCUCAAUUAGCAGCAUUAAGCGAGGACAUAGACACAAAGGCCCGCCUGGUAGAACAGCUGGAGGCUUCGCAGCGCAGGCUGGCUGCACUCAGGACACACUACGAGCAGAGACUAGAUCACCUGCACCAGCAGAUCAAGGCCACUGGGGAAGAGCGAGACAAAGUACUGGCAUCACUCGCUACACAGUCAUCACAGCCCACUGAGAAGUUGAAACGCGUCAAAGACGAAUACGAACGACGCGUGUCGAGCAUGUCCCGGGAGCUGAGGAGACUCCAGGCCGCGCAGCGGGAGCACGCGAGGUUGCAGCGCUCGCAGCAGCAGACGGCGCAGCAGAUACACUGGCUGCGGGGGGAGCUCACCAGCCUGAAGCGGGACAAGGUGAAACUUGUGCAGAGAAUGCGAACCGAAUCGAAAAGACAUGCUCAAGCUGAAGCUGCUCGAGCUAAAGAAGUGGCCCAGUUGCGCAAGGAAUCUCGGAAGAACGCAAAUAUUAUUCGCACAUUGGAAGCUGAAACUAAACUUAAAGAACAGGUGUUGAAACGUAAGCAAGAAGAGGUGUCAUUAUUACGUCGCGGGCACCGGGACAAGCUGAGCCAUCGCGCCGCUGGGAGACUACAUGAGCGUAACAGAGUUAAGGCGCGCGUGUCUGGCCGUGAGCUGUGGGCUCGGGUGGAGUGCUGGCUCUCCCGAGCAUGCGCGGCUCGAACCACGCUCGCCGAGCUCGAGCUCACACUGGAGCACCAGCUCAAGGAACGUGACGCGGUGACGUCAGCGGGCAGCACCGACCACGACUCUAGGGCCAUGCUCGAGUACCUUCGGGGCGCCAUCGCGGAGACGCAGUCGCAGAUCAUGCAGAUUGAGGAGGAGAACGAAGAGAACGAGCUACCCCGGUUGUUGGAGCAGGUGGAGCCCGAGGCGUCUCGCUACGUGCUGUCCCGGCUGUCAGCGCUGGCUCUGCAGCACGCGCAUGACGCGGCGCGCAGCUGCAAGGCGCUCAGAGACACGCAGUGUAGGCUCUCUGAGGUGGAAGGCCAGUUGGAGCAGCAAGCCAGCGCGCUGCGAGCGGGUGUGGGUCAAUCCGGGGAGGGGGGAGGCGAGGAGCAACUUGCUUCGUGGCACAACUCGCCUGCAUUCGCCGCGCUUCUGGCUCAUGUCUCCUCCGGCACCUCCACUAGAUCCGUAUCGCCCGUUGACAGGGUUCGCCGCGGGUCGGUACGUCUGCGAGAUCUGGGCGUGUACAGUCGCGACGAGAACACUGACCCGAUGACGCAGUCCAUGAUUGAACCCACGUCCCCCAAGCCGAUACCGCUCAGUAGAGUACCAAGCGCCCCUGGCAGCCUCAGAGGUCUGACGCCGCUGGCACACAGUGUGACGUCAUCGCCGGUGUCGACUCGCCGCGCCCCUGAGAGUCCGCGGCCUCUUCGACGCCAGCACUCCCUCUCGAAGCCCGCCUCAUUAGAAGCGGGUGGCGUCACCUUGAUGAUGGAGGGAACCCCGCCGGCCUCGCCCAGUGCUGCGCGAAGAGUGAGGGAUGAAGACGUGUUCCAGAGGCUGGCUGGAGUAGCUUCCGAGCAGACGCCCACUGGCAUCGUCAGAGAACUUACAGUUAAGCGUGUAAGCGGCGGAGUGGGAGGUGCGGGCGCAUGGCUGCAGUGCACGCACGUAGCGGAGGGACACGUGGGCGCCGCACUCGCACUAGCGGCCGUGCCCGACGCGCUCUACAGCGGAGGCGUCGAUAGGACGGUCCGUGGCUGGGACUUGCAGGGCGGGCGCGAGGCGUGGCGCGCGUGGUGCGGAGGAGGCGUGGCCGCGCUGAGUGCGGGCCGCGGGCCGCACGCGCGGCUCGUGAUGGCGGCCGCCGGCGCCGCCGUCAGGAUGUUCGACACCAGGAGCAACGUUCCUGUCGCCACCUUGUGGUCAUCGGGGGCGUCGGGCCCGACGGCGUCAGUUCGCGGCGCAGAGUCAUCGAUAACUGCGAUAGCACUGGCGGACCCUAACCGUCUAUAUACGGCCGCUGGCGACAAAUUACGGCUUUGGGACUUACGCAUGUGUGAGUGCGUUUACAAGACGUGGUCGGGACACGCGGCCGCGGUCAUGUGCAUGGCGCGCGUGUCUGCGGCGGACGGCGGCGACCGCCUGGCCACCGGCUCCAGGGAUCAUUGUGUCAGAGUCCUCGACAUUAUGCACUCUAAUGGUGCAUGGGAGGCCAACAGCAGGCGCCUCCUAGAGCCCCCGCACUACGACGGAGUUCAAGCACUGGUCCUGAGGAAUAGUACAGGAGGCGGGCAACUGUUGUAUAGCGCGUCUAGAGACUCCAGCCUUAAGUGUUGGAGGCUCGCGGACAAUACGCUCGCUCAUAGCGUAAUGAACGCGCACAAGGGCUGGGUGACGGGCGUCUGCGGCGUGGGGGGCGUGGACAACGCGGGCGGCUGGGUGGCGAGCUGCGGCCGCGACCAGUCGCUGCGUCUGUGGAGCACGGCGCUGCGACCGGCCGCGACCCCGGCCGCGCUGGCGGAGCAGCCGCAAGCUCUGGCCGCCUGCGAGCACACGUCGCGCCUGUACACCGCCGGCAGCGGCGGCGAAGUGCGCGUCUGGAGAGUGCUGCUCGACUCGUGAGCCACACACACACACGCCCACUCUCUCUCUCUCCCUCACACACACACACACACACAAACGCUUAUUUCGCGACUCUAAAUAAUGCUUCAUAUAUACGUUAGAAAGUAUAAUUAUUUAAUGCAAAUAUCGAUUUGUUCUGCUGAAUAACGAAAUGUUAAACCAUUAGUGUAAGUGUUGCCAACCAAAUUGUUUAAUAGAAUAUAUUAUUAAAAAUUGCGAUAAGAGGUGUUUAUAUAUUGUUUACAGUUCUGGAAGGCAAUAUUAUGGUAUUCAUGUAAUAGAUCAAAGACAACUCUGACUUACGUUGGCUAUCUUCAGAGAACAAAUAAUUAAAUGGUACAUUUAUAGUGAAUAAAAAUUACAUGACUAGCUAACAUUAACUAUAAUAUGGCGUCCUGCGUUUUUGUCAAAUAAAAAAUGGUAAAUAAAAAUGCAUUUUUGUGACACAUAAGUGACUGCACUUAAUCGACAACGAUUGAAUAUUUUUGUGGGUUAUUAUCAAAUUACGAUUGAAUUGAGACUUUUUCAAAAAUGGGUGUAAUAUUCGUUUGUUUCAUCUAAGGUUUGAUGAUGUCGGUUAAUAAAUAAAUAAUAGUUAAAUAAUUUGUUACCUCUUUGUAAAGGCUGAAUAAGGUUUACUAUUCUAAGUACAACAGUACACACACAUGAUACCAUACAUAUUGUCAUCAAAUAUCUCCGUAACGGCCGCGUCCGCUGUUGGCGUAUCAACUUGAGAUGACAGCCGGAGAAUGCGGGCGCGAGCGAGCGUCGCAGAGACUCCGUACAUGUCAAUAUGUCACGAACGAAGCGGGCUUGGCGGUGACAUAAAUCGCAUUGGAUUGGACAUUCGCUUCUCUUUGUUGCUGCUGGACUGUGAUAUACAAAUGUGGCUGAAUGUGGCAAGAAAUUAAUUUGCCUAUUUAGUUUAUUGGUACUGUUUUAUAGCCAAUGCAACUAAAAAUUAUAACCUUUAUUACUUACUAGAUAUUAUCAUAAACUUGAUUAAUUUAUCGUUUCGUAUUUUAACUAAUGUGACAAGCUUGUUUAAAUGAAAGACAAUAAUAUUUAAUCGAAAUAAUAAUCAGAUAAUCGCGUAUAUUUAAAAAUAAUCUUAUUAAAUAUUCUUAUUAGAUAAUGAG